UGAGAAAUAUAUCCAAGACCAAGACUAGAAAUCAAUUCCAACUAACCAAAUUAAAAUUCAACAAUUCCACACCAUUACUUUUUUCGCUUCCAAAAGAACAGAGAGAGAGAGUCUACACCAUAAGAUUAGAUAUAAUCAUACAAACAAGAUGAAUGAAUGGUCAGCCUUCUUUGUUUCUGACAGUCUGAAAUAUGUUUUGCGUUCAGACAUUCAGCCAAUCACCCUCAAACAAAUAUCGCACAACAUUCUAGCUCAAGGGAGCAUCUCAAUUCUCAAGCACAAGCCAAAAGAUAAGUGGUGAAUUUUUAAGUAACAGAGGCUGGAGCAGAUACAGGUUUCCGCAAUGAGUUGUAAUCUUGUGUCCAACCCCUUCUUGUCCAGCUCCGCCAUUGGAGAAUCAAGAAAACCUCCAAAAAUUCCUUCUUGCGUGGGCCCAUCUGUUCGAAUUCGAUGCUCAUCUUCCGCUCCAGAAUACUCCAUCGCCACUGAGGUAUCUGGAAAGAACGCUUCACUGACUGGUGGGGCAUAUGAUUUUGGUAGAGCUACUACUUCACUUACUCAGAAAUUGCUGUCUUCUCCAAAGAAGGUAACUUUGGUUCGGCAUGGUUAUAGCACUUGGAAUAAAGAAGGUAGAGUUCAGGGCAGCUCAAACCUGUCAGUCCUAACUGAAGAAGGCAUCGAACAAGCCAUAAAAUGUCGGACAGCUCUAACCGAGAUGCAGUUCGACCAGUGUUUCUCAAGUCCAAUAUCUCGAGCCAAGUCUACUGCUGAAAUCUUAUGGCAAGGGAGGGAGCAGCCUUUGGUUUUUCUGGACUCGCUGCAGGAGGCUCAUCUGCAUUUUCUGGAAGGCCUGAGAAAUGUGGAUGCCAGGAAGCUAUAUCCCAAGGAGUAUGUGCAAUGGAGAGAAGAUCCCUCCAAUUUAUGCAUCAAUGGAGUUUAUCCACUAAAGACACUGUGGGAGAGAGCUCGUGAAGCUUGGUUGGAAAUCUUGCUUACACCGGGAGAAAGUUUCUUGGUUGUGACUCAUAAAUCAAUCCUGAGGGCAUUGAUCUGCACAGCUCUUGGGCUUGGGCCAGAGAGGUUUCGAGCAAUGGAUGUGAACAAUGGUGGAUUGUGCGUGUUUAGCUUUAACAAGAAUGGGGAAGCAAUGCUUAAAGCCUUGAAUAUGACUGCACAUAUGUACACCGAUCACGUCUACCAUUACUAGCUACCUUUAUACUGCUUUUUCUUUUCCUUUUAAAAGUGAACUUUGUAUUCAUUUUAAUAUAAAUUUAUAGAUGAAUAAUUAUUUAUAUA
This is a messenger RNA of Salvia miltiorrhiza (redroot sage), 1296 nucleotides long. Its product is annotated as probable 2-carboxy-D-arabinitol-1-phosphatase. Gene Ontology annotation, molecular function: phosphatase activity. Lineage: Eukaryota; Viridiplantae; Streptophyta; Magnoliopsida; Lamiales; Lamiaceae. Bases 344 to 1207 code for a protein of 287 amino acids. The transcript has 7 exons. The record is from RefSeq and is a predicted model, not a curated record.